Medioppia subpectinata is the source of this 2880-nucleotide messenger RNA. Lineage: Eukaryota; Metazoa; Arthropoda; Arachnida; Sarcoptiformes; Oppiidae. The record is from the annotation of a GenBank genome assembly.
AUGUUCAAUCAUUUACUAAAUAUGGCUAAAGAAUCACAUCUUAAGAGAUUUGAUACCUUAGAAGUCGACGACGAGAACAGGGAUCGGGUCAGCAGUUCUACAAAUUGUGAGCCAAAGAGUGACUGCUUUAGAGCCGCGGUCUUUGAACACAUACUUCAGGGAAACCCAUCCACUGAUGAGCCAUCCAUUAUAAUCCAGAAGAACCUCAAUGUCAUCAAACAGGCCGCUAUCAAAGCCUCUGAAAAUGGGGCAAAUAUUCUGGUGUUUCCCGAAUACUGUCUAAUAGAUCCCAUGAUUGGACGCAAAACUGUGGCCGCAUUUACCGAAACAAUUCCCGAUCCAAGACAUGGAUCGCAUAAUCCAUGCGCUAAGCCUUUGGAGUACAAGUCUAUUCCCGCGACACUUGCGUUGAGCUGUUUGGCCAAAGAGACCCACAUGUAUAUUGUGGCCGAUUAUGGCGAUCGCUAUCAAUGCAACAUCACUUCGGACCCCAAGUGUCCCAAAGAUGGCCACUAUAUGCACGACACAGCCGUGGCAUUUGACCCGAACGGCGCAAUUGUGGCCAAGUAUCACAAAUCACACACAUGGUUUGAGUUUGAAUACGAGACUCCCCCUCCACAGGAGUUUGUGUACUUUGACACACCUUUUGGUCGAAUGGGUUUACAGAUAUGUUUUGAUAUAUGGUUCAAAAACCCCGGCAUUAAGAAUGUGGCCAAAUAUGGUGUGCAAACAAUGUUAUUCCCGACGGAUUGGUUCGAUGAGCUGCCACUACAGUCGGCCAAACAGGUCCAGGAGAGCUGGGCUGUGGCCAAUCGGGUCAACCUAUUGGCCGCCAAUCUUUUAGACCCCCAAAUGGGUACCCUCGGAAGCGGUAUAUAUGCGGGACAAAACGGUGCAUUCGUCUCCACAAACAUCACCACAAAAACGUCUAAGCUCUUGAUCGCAGACAUACCGGUGGACAGCCGUAACCCCUCGGCCUCGUGUUUGAAACCCGACCAUCGGUUCAACAAAACCAUUUCAUUUGAAACCUUGAAAACAGACGCCAAAUACCAAAUGAUAGACAAAAUGUACACAAAAGGGCAUUCAUUGAACAAAUUGACUGCGAGUGAGGGCUCAUCAGUGGUCUGUGACUCCGGUUUCUGUUGUCAUCUAAACUAUUCGCUCAAAUCGGUUGACGACCUGAAGGGACAGUCGUUUUGGUGGUUUGUGGGCAACACUACUAUCGGUCGUCCAAUCGUUUUGGUCUAUCCCUGGUGUGUCGAGAUUUGCGCCGUCUUCCGGUGCGUUGACGACCGGUGCGAGUCUUUCCCGACCCAUACUUCAUAUCAAACUGUAUUUAAAUGGCUUCGACUGAGCGCUACAUUCAGUACUAACAUUACUUAUCCGAGUCUCACGACUAAUGACUUGGCAUUAGUUCCCAAACAGUAUUGGGUUUACGAAAAUCGGCAACAAAUCAAUGGCUCAGAAGUGAGGCUCGAGUUAAACAAUUACGACAAACCACUGCUGGCUAUGAACGCCAAAUACCAAAUGAUAGACAAAAUGUACACAAAAGGGCAUUCAUUGAACAAAUUGACUGCUAUUGAGGGCUCAUCAGUGGUCUGUGACUCCGGUUUCUGUUGUCAUCUAAACUAUUCGCUCAAAUCGGUUGACGACCUGAAGGGACAGUCGUUUUGGUGGUUUGUGGGCAACACUACUAUCGGUCGUCCAAUCGUUUUAGUAUAUCCCGUGUGUACCGAGAUUUGCGCCGUCUUUCGGUGCGUUGACGACCGGUGCGAGUCUUUCCCGACCCAUACUUCACAUCAAACUGUAUUCAAAUGGCUUCGACUGAGCGCUACGUUCAGUACUAACACAACGUUUCCGAGUCUCACGACUAAUGACUUGGCAUUAGUUCCCAAACAGUAUUGGGUUUACGAGAAUCAACAACAAAUCAAUGGCUCAGAAAGUGACUGCUUUAGAGCCGCGGUCUUUGAACACAUACCUCAGGGACACCGACACGAAGAGUCAUCCCUUGUAAUCCAGAAGAACCUAAAUGUCUACAAACAGAUGGCUAUCAAAGCCUCGGAAAAUGGGGCAAAUAUUCUGGUAUUUCCCGAAUACGGUCUCAUAGAUCCCAUGACUUCACGCAAAACUGUGUCCGCAUAUACCGAAACAAUUCCCGAUCCGAGACAUGGAUCGCAUAAUCCGUGCGCUAAGCCCUUGGAGUACAAGUCUAUUCCCGCGACACUCGCGUUGAGCUGUUUGGCCAAACAGACCCACAUCUAUAUAGUGGCCGGUUAUGGCGAUCGCUAUCAAUGUAACAUAACUUUUGACCCCAAGUGUCCCAAAGAUGGCCACUAUAUGCACGACUCAGCCGUGGCCUUUGACCCGAACGGUGCGAUUGUGGCCAAGUAUCACAAAACGCACCUCUACUAUGAGUUUGAAUACGACACUCCCUCUGAAGCGGAAUACGCAUACUUUGACACACCUUUUGGUCGAAUGGGUUUACAAAUAUGUGCGGAUAUAUCGUACAAAACCCCCGGCACUCAAAAUGUGGCCAAAAAUGGUGUGCAAACAAUGUUAUUCCCGACGGAUUGGUUCGAUGAGCUGCCACUACAGUCAGCCAAACAGGUCCAGGAGAGCUGGGCUGUGGCCAAUCGAGUCAAUCUAUUGGCCGCUAAUCUUUUAGAGCCUCAAAUGGGCACUGUUGGAAGCGGUAUAUAUGCGGGACAAAACGGUGCGAUCGUCACUACAGAGAUCACCACAAAAAUGUCUAAACUCUUGAUCGCAGACAUACCGGUGGACAGCCGUAACCCCUCGGCCUCGUGUUUGAAACCCGACCAUCGGUUCAACAAAACCAUUUCAUUUGAAACCUUGAAAACAGACGCCAAAUACCAAAUGAUA